Molecule: messenger RNA, 972 nt
Organism: Arabidopsis arenosa
Lineage: Eukaryota; Viridiplantae; Streptophyta; Magnoliopsida; Brassicales; Brassicaceae
Source: the annotation of a GenBank genome assembly
CUUUCGCCGAUUUUUUUUUGACUUGGGUGGUGAACGUCGCAAACUUGAAUCAAUUUUAGAAGAUAGCUUCGACGCUGCAAUUGAAAAAUCAAAUUCUCUCCGACCUCCGAAACUGAGAAGCGCUGAGAGAGAUAAAUGGCGGCGAAGACGAUGAGGAAGGCGGAGGAGCUGGUGGAGAAGGCGAUGAAAGGAAACGAUGCUUCUCAUGACUCCUGGCACGUGUGGAGGGUCCGAGACCUUGCUCUCUCCAUUGCUCGCGAGGAAGGUCUCUCUUCCAACUCCGACUCCAUGGAAAUUGUGGAACUUGCAGCUCUUCUUCAUGAUAUAGGUGACUACAAGUACAUAAGAGACCCUUCGGAAGAGAAACUUGUUGAGAAUUUCCUAGAUGAGGAGGGUAUAGAAGAGACCAAGAAGACGAAGAUACUAACGAUCAUCAAUGGAAUGGGUUUUAAAGACGAAUUAGCAGGAGUAGCACUCUGCGAAUCUCUUCCAGAAUUUGGGAUAGUUCAAGAUGCUGAUCGCCUUGAUGCAAUUGGCGCCAUAGGAAUUGCUCGUUGCUUUACAUUUGGUGGAAGCAGGAACAGAGUGCUUCAUGAUCCUGAGAUCAAGCCCCGGACAGAGCUAACCAAAGAGCAGUACAUUAAGAAAGAGGAGCAGACUACAAUUAAUCACUUUCAUGAGAAACUCCUCAAGCUAAAGAAGCUGAUGAAAACUGAGGCGGGUAGAAGGAGGGCAGAGAAAAGGCACGAGUUCAUGGAAGAGUAUCUUAAGGAGUUCUAUGAAGAGUGGGAGGGGUCAACUUGAAAAGUUAAGAAUGAUGCAUGAAGAAGAAAAGCAGAGGUUGUGUUCAACCCGGUUUAAAUUAGUAAGAUGUACCUACCAAACCAAUAUGUGGUUUAGGUUUAAAACAGAGUGGCAACUCUAUUUAAAUACCUCGUGAUAACUUUACAUUUAUAAAAUGUUAAAAAUUGA